AUGGAAAUCAAGUUUCUGUUUGUGAUGUUUGUAUAUUAUGUGGGGGCGGUGUUUGGUGAAUCUGUAGAUUAUUCUCCUCCUGUAAGUAUACAAAAUAUGGAUGAAAGUAUACUAAGAUCGAGAGGAAGUAAUGAGAAUGAAAUGAAAAAUGAAGCAGGUGGAAUAACAACAUUGGAAUCAAAAAAUGAUGAAGUCGAUUCAUUUCAGUCAAAUAAAGCAAAUGAAAUUGAUAUAGAUCAAAUUUUUGCAAAUAAUUUGGAGUUGAAUAAUUUGUUAUUAGGUAUUAAAAAGGAUUCAACUCUGGAAUCCCCAACUCAUACAAAAGGAAGAAGAUUUCAAAAUGAAAUGGACUUUCAGAAAACAUUGGUCUUUCAAAUUGAAGAAAAUGAUCGCUUUGUUGAUUCAGAUAUAGAUAUUUUUGCAACUCUAACUUUACCUUUUUCAACAUUUGAAGGUCAUAAAAUUGAUUAUUUUAUCAUUUCAACUCCACCAUCAUAUACCUUACCAAAAGCUGGGAAAUUAUGUAAAUGUGUUAAACAUUUAGAAGAAAUUAGUCCAGAAAUAAUGAAACCUGUUCCAAUAUCAAUAAAAUGUACAACAGUUUCUGCAAAUGGGUCAAUUUACUUUGUAAUUCAAAAUAAAGAUGAAUCUGCACUCCCUGCUCCAGGUUAUUAUAGAUUUCAAUUAAAGGUAAGAACACCAGUGGAAACUCGAAAGGUUCAGAAUGAUCCCAAGAAUUUCUGGUGGUUAUCUAAAAUUCGCUUUUCGUCGGGCCACUAUAUAACAAAAGUACAUGAAAAUACACGUUUAUUACUUAAGGCUGAAUGCCAAUGGAGUCCAUGGAGAAGAGAAACUGGAUGCAGUUCAACUUGUGAUUCUGGGGUUGAAAUGUGGAGAAGAACUUUACUUUCAGGUAAAAAUGAGGAAUUAUGUGGUGGAGCUUAUCAGAAGAGAGAAUGUGGAGAUACACCAUGUAAUGUAAGUUGCCAAUUAGGUCCAUGGGAAGAAUUAGUUCCUUGUACUGUUAGUUGUAACGCUUCAAAAAAUGGAGGAAAAAGAAUUGAGUAUAGAAAAAUAUUAUUAACAAAUUCAGGUAACGGCCCAGAUUGUGAAAAGUUAUAUCCAUGGGAUAAAGAAAAACAAAUGGGAUGGAAUGAAUCUUUAGGUAUGGUAAUAAAAUACUCAGAAUGCCCGUUAGAAAUGAGACAAGAUUGUAAGAAGGAAUUUGGAUGUAGAGUUGAACGAGAAAAUUUAAGAACUAUAGCUUCAGAAUAUCCAUGGGGAUUUUGUCCAUUCCCAUGUGGUGGAUUUGGUAAUAUUACAAGUAUUGUACAAGUAGCAAAUGGAAUACCAAGAUGGAUUGGUGAGAAGUUAUAUCCAAAAACAUUUGAAUAUCCAUGCAUAAGUAAUAAGAAACCAAUUGUUGAGUAUAAACCAUGUAAUAAAAACCCAUGUGGUGAUUGUAUGGUCUAUCUAGAAGAUUCCGAGUUAAAUAAGACCACUAAUAUUUGGGUGUUUUUUCAUUUAUUCCAAGAAGCUGAUGAAAUUAGGUUUGUAUUACCUGAUGGUUUCACAUUUUUAAAAAGUAAUGACAAUGAAUUAAUCCAUAAUAUAGCACAUGAUAAAAAUUUAAAAUUUGAUAAUAAUACAAAAAUAAUAACAAGCAUUAAUAAAGCUAUUAAGGUCAAUCAAACUAAUUAUAUUGACAUUAUUAAACAGUCAUUUAAUCGUAUAAUAUUUGGUGAUGUUAGUCCAAGUACAGAUACAUCUGGAUCCAAAAACGAUGAAAAUAAUAAUAGUAAUAAUAAUAAUAUUAAUAAUAAUAUUAAUAAUAAUAAUAAUACUCAUAAUAUCACAAAGUGUCAGGUUACUGCUGCAUCUUUUGGUUCUAUUAAGACAUGUCAGUUAAUUAAUCAUCAUUCUAAAAGCAAUUAUAUGAUAGAGAAUUACAAAGAAGCUUUAGUUAUUCUAGAUAGUACUGUUCAACCUACAAGGUCUAUAUUUAGUGAGCAAUCUAAAAAUGAAAAACCAAAUUGGUUAUUUAUGCCUUUGAAAAUAGGUAAUGCAGAAGGUUUAGUAUUACCAAACGGAAGAUUAAAUAAUGAACAAUUUAGAUUAUAUGCACGCGGUUCAAACUCUUUAAAAGAGCCAGAAGAAUUAGUAUGUAACCUUCAAACUAAAGUAUUAUUACCACAGCCAUGCCGUGUAGAUUUGUUACCAAAAAAUGGAAAAGAUUGCAUAAAGUGCUCAAAAACUAAUGUUUUUAUUAUAGAAGCUUAUCGCCAAUUUACAUCUCCAAAAAAUGGAGGCGCAUGCACAGUUCCAUCAGAAUUAAGAGUUGAUGAAACUAUUAUAAAUGUUGAAUGUAUUAAUGCAUGUCCAAAUGGUAGAAGAUAUGUAAUGGGAACUGAUAAAUAUUUAAAGAAAAUUGGGAUAAAUUCAUAG
This is a messenger RNA of Cryptosporidium ubiquitum, 2445 nucleotides long. RefSeq names its product TSP1 domain-containing protein TSP12 precursor. The coding region runs from base 1 to 2445 and encodes 814 amino acids. Lineage: Eukaryota; Apicomplexa; Conoidasida; Eucoccidiorida; Cryptosporidiidae. The record is from RefSeq and is a predicted model, not a curated record. The transcript has a single exon.